Metschnikowia bicuspidata var. bicuspidata NRRL YB-4993 is the source of this 359-nucleotide messenger RNA. RefSeq lists its product as uncharacterized. The record is from RefSeq and is a predicted model, not a curated record. The coding region runs from base 122 to 307 and encodes 61 amino acids. The transcript has a single exon. NCBI's taxonomy places the organism in Eukaryota, Fungi, Ascomycota, Pichiomycetes, Serinales, Metschnikowiaceae.
CAGAACAGGUCCCUUGGCCCAGUUGGUUAAGGCGUGGUGCUAAUAACGCCAAGAUCAGCAGUUCGAUCCUGCUAGGGACCAUUCAGGGCGUGUGGCGCAGUUGGUAGCGCGUUCCCUUAGCAUGGGAAAGGUCUCCGGUUCAAAUCCGGACUCGUCCAUUAUCUUUUUUGCACAUAUUUUGCUCUCGACUCAGUACAAUCUAGAGUUGCUUCUCUCUAUAGUACAAAGAGUCCUGCCUAAAAAAAUCAAAAUUGCCGAGCUCAUGAGCCGAAGUGAAAUAUCUGCCCCUCGGGGCCUGGAUAUCUAGAACAUGUUUGCAGAUCUGGUGAGCUACACGAUGAGAGCUACUUGAAUCCACG